Impatiens glandulifera is the source of this 1218-nucleotide messenger RNA. Its product is annotated as U1 small nuclear ribonucleoprotein 70 kDa-like. Gene Ontology annotation, molecular function: mRNA binding; U1 snRNA binding. Gene Ontology annotation, biological process: mRNA splicing, via spliceosome. Lineage: Eukaryota; Viridiplantae; Streptophyta; Magnoliopsida; Ericales; Balsaminaceae. The transcript has 7 exons. The record is from RefSeq and is a predicted model, not a curated record. Gene Ontology annotation, cellular component: U2-type prespliceosome; U1 snRNP; precatalytic spliceosome. Bases 1 to 1218 code for a protein of 405 amino acids.
AUGACCGCGACCGUUCCUUACACAACAGAACACGUUCCAGAGGGCGCACGACAACCAAUCGAAGGUGUUGGAGGAUGGCGUCCGACUUCCAAUGUAAAAGCGCAGUCGCGGCGAGAAUCUGUGACGCCAUACCAGAACCUACUUGCACAAGAAGAUCUCCUAAGGAUCCAAGGAAAGUCUUCUAGAGACACACUAAUAGUCGAGGACCCGUUAGCUACUGCUCCACCAGCACAUGAGACACAUGGCGAGGAAAUUGAUGUUGAGGCUGAAGAGUUUGUUGAGAGUACAUUUGCCUCAAUGGGGGAUGACAAGGAGGCUCACGAGGAGGAUGACGAGGAGGAGCACGAUUCCACCCCCGACCCAUCAUCGCAAGCUGCAUAUAAACAAGCUGAUGGAACAAAGAUUGAUAACAGAAGAGUGAUUGUCGAUCUUGAACGAGGGAGAACAGUUCCAAACUGGAAACCUCGUCGACUUGGUGGGGGUCUAGGAACAACCAGGAUUGGAGGUGAAGAUGUAAAUCAAAAACAAUUGGGAGGUUCUGGAUGGAAUACAUUUUAUCCUGUUUCUCGAUUUUUUACUGAUUUGCCUGUUUCUCACAAUAUCAAAGAGCAACAACUACAAUCUGGAGGGCCACCAAGGGCACGCGAUGAUCGUCAUGCAUACCGGGAAAAAUCCCGUGAAAAGGGAAGAGAUAGAGAGGGUGAUAGGGAGAAAUCUCGUGAGCGAUCUUCUGAGAAGCCAAAGGAUCGUGAUGAAUUGGAGGAUGAAGUGGAGGGAUUGUAUGAACAUGAAUGUCGUCGACGACACCAUAUGCACUACGAAGAAGACUAUGAAAAAUCAGACAAUCAUAAUAAUGAGUGUGGUGGUGCGCGAUAUGAACAACUAGAACAAAUUGACGAGGACUUAGCCGGUUCCCGUCUUUAUAACGAUAAGCUAGAGAAAGAAAAUCAUAAUGUGGAAAUAGAUUUAGGCAUGGUCGAGGCCAAGGAGGAGGAAAAGGGUGUUGCCGGUGGUAAUAAAACGACGUCGUCGGUUAGGAAAGAAGGCGGCGGCGGUGGGUCGAGCUCUCAGGUAGAGAGAGAGACGUUGACUGUGGAUAUAAAUGAAAGUGCUGAGUCUUUCAUUAAGAAGUUCAAGACUCAGCUUUUGAUUCAACGUCUGGAAUCCAUUGAAAAUUAUGAGCAGAUGAUGAUGAUCAAUCAUUCUAAAGGGUUUUAA